CCUUGAUCGCUCGAGAAUACGUCACGAUUGGAGAAAUUCGUCAUUCCUACUUGAGUUUAUACUUUAAUUAAAUAAAUAAUUUUGUGUUCAAACUAUAGUAUUUACAAAUACAGAGAUUGUUGAAGUCUUUACUGUUAGGCUGCAUCGAAAUUGUGGAUAUCAUAGGCACAGUAGUUGUUGAAAAGUUGAUACAAAGAUGAAGUAUUCGACUUCGCCGACUCCAAGUCUGAAUAAUUACCCUCGCAGCACCAGCCCGCUGCCCGCACCAGCUAAUUACCAGCCCACAGUCGCCAGCGCGGCCGUCAAGCGGUACAAAUAUCUCAGGAGGCUCUUCAAAUUCAAUCAAAUGGACUUCGAGUUUGCGGCCUGGCAAAUGGUUUACUUGUUCGUUGCACCACAAAAAGUCUUCCGGAAUUUUAAUUAUAGAAAACAUACAAAAUCACAGUUUGCGAGGGAUGACCCAGCAUUUCUAGUGUUGCUGUGUAUUUGGUUAUUUUUGUCGUCGAUAUGCUUCGCGCUGGCGAUGGGGCUGGGCUGGCAGAAGGUGUUGCUGUUCGUGCUCUUCGUGGUGUUCGUGGACUUCAUCGGCAUGGCCAUCCUCGUGUCCACAUUCUUCUGGUACAUCUGCAACAAGUACUUGCAACGCGACAGCGAGGCGGGUGAUGUGGAGUGGGGCUACGCCUUCGACGUGCACAUCAACGCGUUCUUCCCCCCGCUGUCGCUGCUGCACUGCUUCCAGAUACUGCUGUUCAACAACCUGCUGAUCCACAAGGGCUUCCUGUCAUGCUUCGUGUCCAACACGUUUUGGCUGGCGUCAGUAGUCUAUUACCUGUACAUCACCUUUCUUGGAUACAGCAAUUUGCCAGUACUGCGCAAUACGCGGGUGUUCCUGCUGCCUCUGCCUGCCCUGUUCCUGGUCUACCUGGCCACCCUGGGCGCCGGGUGGAACCUGAGCCACAUGCUCAUCAACUUCUACCACUACCGGGUGCUAUAGCUACAACAAUAACUCACCUUGAUCUACAUCUCGGAGGCUAAAAACACCACAUCGAAGCAACUAGGGACUUUCCCAAUCGACGUUCCCCAAAAACACGAUAGAUGGCGGUGUUAAGUUCUCCCUUCAUUUAAACUUCUAAUUUCAUGGAUAACAGACAUACUUAUGCAUCUUUUAUCUUUGUUUUUGGGUAUAAAUGAUGACCCUUUUUAUUACACCAAGGUACAAUUACAACUUCCACCCGUUAUUAUUCUGGUCAUAAAAAAAGAUAAGCAAUGUAAGUAGCAACAUCCUAAUUGCUAAUUGUGUACCCCAACAAUGAGAAAAUAGGUAACUAUCACGUUAAUAGUGAACAACGCCAUCUAUCGUGUGUUUGGGGAACGUCGAUUGGAAAAACUCUCAUUCAUGUGAAAAACAAUAUCGCUAUAAGUCACACCAGGGGGGUUAAAAAAGCCACAUGGAAGCAAUUCAUCUAAAAAAAGCAAUAUUGCAAUUUGACAUUUGCGUAUAUAAAAGUAAGUGCCCAUUGCAAACAAACGUCAAAUUGCAAUAUUGCUUUUUUUAGAUGAAUUGCUUCCAUGUGGCCUUAUUAACCAACCCCCUCCCCCCUGUCAUUUUCGUAUCCGUCGAAAAGGAAAAGGACAGGUAACCGACAGGUAUACAAUUUAUGGAAAUUAAGACACAAAAUAAAGGCGACAUUACAUGUCAAACAGAUUGCAUACCAGCCAGAUGCGUAUGCAAUGUGAUCAAUCAUCCGUCCCUUUCCUUUCCAGCGGAAAAGAAAAUGACAGGUAUGAAAUAAAAUUAGGUAUCUGCAGGAAUCGGCGCCAAUGUCAACAAUAGGGUAGUUUCCAACUAGUCAAAUCAGUUACUUUUUACUAAUAGUCAAAACACUAAACUACUAUGGCAUUAUUAAAGCACAUAAUAACGGGUUCUUACCGCGUUUAAAUGGGGAUAUGAGACUCCCGAUAUUGGAUUAUGGAUCUACCUACUCUACUCCAAUCUCAUCAGUCAUCCCGUGAUCAUGGCACUUGCAACAGUGUCGAAAUAUCGGGAGUCUCAUAUCCCCAUUUAAACGCGGUAAGAACCCGUUAUUAUAUGCUUUAAUUAUGAUAAUAACCGCGUAAACUUAAAACAAUACUAUGGCAUUUAUAAGAAAAGCAACCUGUGACGUCAUAUCAUCAUCAGCCCAUUAACGUCCCCACUGCUGGGGCACGGGCCUUCCCUAUGGAUGGAUAGGGAGAACGGGCCUUAAACCACCACGCGGGCCCAAUACGGAUUGGUGGUUAUUAACGACUGCUAAUGCAGCCGGGACCAACGGCUUAACGUGCCUUCCGAAGCACGGAGGAGCUCGAGAUGAAAACUUUUUUUAUUGUGGUCACCCAUCCUAUGACCGGCCUUUGCGAAAGUUGCUUAACUUCAACAAUCGCAGACCGUGCGCGUUUACCGCUGCGCCACCGAGCUCCUCACGUGACGUCAUAUAAAAAAAAGAAAAGUUUUUUUUCACCUUUAGAUCUGUCUUUAUUUAGCAACCAGGGGGGUUCAAAUGGCCACAUCGAAACAAUUCAUCUAAGAAAGCAAUAUUGAAAUUUGACAUUUGUUUGCAUUGCGCACUUUUAUAUGCGCAAAUGUCAAAUUGCAAUAUUGCUUUCUUAGAUGAAUUGCUUCGAUGUGGCCAUUUUAACCCACCAGGUUUUCAUAAUUUACCUUUGACCCAGGAAACUACCCAAUUGUCAAAUAGCAACAUUGCUUUUUAGUUGUGGCUUUUUAGCCCACUGAUAAGUUUUAUUGGUCUUGAAAUUAUUUUAAGGCUAGAGAGAAUUAGGUAGAUGACACGAUUGCUAGGUUAUGUGCCACCUUAGGUCGCAAAGCCAAAACUAUCUUUAUUUAAUAAGUAACAUGGUUACUUAAACCAUAGAAUAAAGAGUAAAUAGGUGACCAUUGGUGAUGACAUAGCCAGUGGCAGUCCUAGGGCGCCGUUUUAGAGGGGGCGUUAAAAUCAACCAAGACGGGACCACUCUGGCCGGCAGCCCCGGAUCCACCAGGGAGUAACUGGAUUGGGCACACCUGCCCUGUGCAUUAUACCUCUUAGCGGCCACAUAAAACUCGUACAUUUAAUGGAUGGCGACGUAAACGACAUUUUUAAAAGAAUUAAUUAAGUAUAUUUCGGUGGCCGUAAACUAAUCGAAAAAACUGUCUUUUCAAGUCUUGCACCACCUAAAAUAUUUUGCUAUGGACGCCACUGAACAUAGCGCAUAAGCGUUUAAGGUCGGCCAUUUCACGUCAACAGAGACUCCGCCAUCUUAGGAAACCGUAAGUGAACUGCUAUUCGACUGCUAAAUGUAAUUUUACUAUUAGUUAUUUCCAUGGAAGUGCAGAAGGCUUGGGAAAUUAAACAAAAUUCCAUUAGAGAUAUAAAAACUAUUUGACUUGCAUAAUGAAUGGUUUAUGGUUGGAUUCUAAGUCAUAAUCAAUAACGCGUUUUAACUUUUCAUUGAGCUUACGGACAUUACACUAGUUAAUGCUGCUAAGGUCUGCCAACUACCUUGCUUUGACUUGACUUAUUGUAGAUUUGCCUCAACUGGCAUUGACUACUUGGCCGGACCAAUGGGGAAGGUCAAUGACUCACACGAAACGAUGAUGACCUUGUGCACGGUCAUGGAUCUACUAAGUACUUUUAAAUUAUUUGUAAUAAUUAUAUUAUUAUUGGUAAGCUACCUCUCUAAGGCUACCAGCCUGCCUUCCUUAUUGUAAACUAUUUGAAAAUCAGUUCAAAAAUGCAAUAUUUUUGUUGAAAAUAAAUUAAUCCUUUUGAAUGCCACAUUCAUUGUUACUUAAAAAAAAAUGUAAAUAUGAUGCUCAUUUUCUAAAAUAUAUUACCAACUUGCUUUUUCUCUAACGUUUUUUGUAGUGUGGCGUCAAAAGAUUAACAUUAAAUGCGGAUAAUGUAUAUUAUAAUUCGUAUUUCUAAGUGACAAUAUGAAAAUAAGAUCAGAUAAGGUGUUCAGGGAAUGGUGUAAAAUAUCAGAAUGUUACUGGUUAUCUCAUACAGUAGGUAACCGUUUUUAGAAUUAAAUGUUGCCUUUGCUAACAACGACAUUGUUAUUAUAUAAAUACCCUCGCUUAGAAGGUAUAUAGGUUAUUAUUUGGUAUUUUACACCAAUCCUUAUAAAUUUAACUCGAAAUAAACACAAGCAAUAAAAUUUCGCUUUUU
Messenger RNA from Pectinophora gossypiella (pink bollworm), 4205 nucleotides. RefSeq names its product protein unc-50 homolog (gene Unc50). Bases 197 to 994 code for a protein of 265 amino acids. The transcript has 6 exons. NCBI's taxonomy places the organism in Eukaryota, Metazoa, Arthropoda, Insecta, Lepidoptera, Gelechiidae. The record is from RefSeq and is a predicted model, not a curated record. Gene Ontology annotation, cellular component: Golgi membrane.